Messenger RNA from Prosopis cineraria, 8289 nucleotides. RefSeq lists its product as uncharacterized. Gene Ontology annotation, biological process: DNA integration. Gene Ontology annotation, molecular function: RNA-DNA hybrid ribonuclease activity; nucleic acid binding. The record is from RefSeq and is a predicted model, not a curated record. Bases 1 to 8289 code for a protein of 2762 amino acids. The transcript has 7 exons. Lineage: Eukaryota; Viridiplantae; Streptophyta; Magnoliopsida; Fabales; Fabaceae.
AUGGCACUCGAAGGUAGUACAAAUCUAAGUCAUACUGGAAAAUUAUAUCAGGGAAAAGGGAUCAAAUUAUCUGUAAAAGUUGAGCCGCUGGAAACCUUAAUUGAGUUGAGCCGUCAUAUCAAAGGGAAGAUUAUGCAAGAUUUUAAAAGGAAAUAUGGAAAUAUCUUGGAUCUUCUGUCAGUCACAAUACAUAAUGAUGCAAUAAUGGAAUUAAGCCAAUAUUGGGAUGCCUCGUUAAGAUGUUUCACAUUUCAAGACUUCCAAAUGGCACCGACUUUGGAAGAAUAUGGAGAAAUUUUGAGAAUGCCCCUUAAGGAGAACAUGGCAGUAUAUCUUUAUCCUGGAUAUUUACCAUCUCGAGGCACGAUAGCGAAAAUUUUGGAAAUUCCUAAGGAAAAGGUACGAAUGGUUUGCCCAGGACAAACAGAGGGAAUCUCAAGAGCUGAUGUAGAAGCCCACUUGAAAGUUUUGGCAGGAAAAGAGGCUUGGGUUACAUUUUGCAGAGUCUUUGCCUUAUGCAUAUAUGGAAUAAUCCUGUUUCCAUCAUCAAUUGGCAUAAUUGACUUAGGAGCCAUUAGUGUAUUCCAAAUGGUGGAAUACCAUAACGUGAAUCCGGUACCAGCAAUCUUGGCAGAAACGUACUUGACCUUAACUCAAUGUCACAAUAAAGGGAAAGGAAAGGUCAAUUGUUGUAUUGCAUUACUGGAUUUAUGGAUGCUUGGCCACCUUUAUGGAAAGACGCUUCCUUUCAGAAAGAAGAACGACUCAGACAGUAAUCCACUCAUGUCUUUUAAAGGCCAAUUCGUGAUUGACGGAAUGAGCUACAUGGAUUGGAAAAGAACCUUCUCAGAACUUAAAGAAAGUUCCAUUUUAUGGAAACUAGACUGGUGGUGGAAAGAGGAGGUUAUUUACCAUUGUGGUGACUUUCCGAAUGUGCCUUUAAUGGGACCCAGAGGGUGUAUCAACUAUAACCCUUCCUUAGCGUUAAGGCAACUGGCCUAUAAGCAAAAUGUUCCUUCUAAGAAAGAGGUGCAGGAGUUAUACUUUCUACAUAAGGAGGAUGGGACAAAGUUAUCAAACCAGAAUGUCAAAGAAGCAUGGCAAGAGAUAGGCAAUGACUUGAAAGAGAUUAAUGGGCAAUUGGUUGAAUGCUUGAAGAUGAAGGAAAAUGAGUUACAAGCGCUUGCUAACUCAGAGUCUAAGAAUAAAGAAGAAUUGGAAAAAUACCAAAACGAAUGCGAAAAUGCCAAACUGAAAAGGGAAGUGCAAACUAGUGAUAACAAAGUUCAAAGUACUAAAGCAAGACUUGUCAAAAUAGUCAGAGAAAAUGAUGCAUUGAAGAAGGAAUUACAAGACAUCAGACCCAUUGAGGAGAUGCAGCAAGAAAUCAAUACGCUCACAAGACAAUUGGAAAGGAAGGUGAAUGAACUAGCCAGGGUGAGAGGAAGUGCAGCUGAGACAGCACAGAACUUUGUUCAGAGGCUUAAUCAACAAAAUGAAGUCUUAGAAGAGUGGAAAUCACUUUGCCUUGAUCAAACAGAAGAAACCAAAGAGUGGAUGUUAAAAUGUAGGCAGAUAAUUGAUUUGGCUAAUGACAAAAUUCCAGAAUUUGCAAGAGCAUUUAAGCAAGCUGAAGGCAUGGUUCUCCCUGGAGGAACUCCAUUAGAGAUUGUUGAAUUCUUCCAUUUGUGCAAUGAAAUUAUUCCCGCCACUGGAGCAUACAACACACGAUCGCGUAGUCGUGCAAUGGAAAAUUCAAACGUGAAUGAGUCAGCGACCUUAAAUGAUCGGAUGUCUGCAGUGGAGUCUAAAAUGGCCGAAAUAAGUGACAUGAUGAAAUUGCUAACAGAGGCUCUAAAAGGACGGAGUGAUGAUAACCCACCACAGAAUACCGUAGCAGAUGAGAACGCAGCUAAUAGAACAAUUGAGCCAAACAGAAGAUCAGAUCCUAAAGUACCCACGCCAGAGAAACAAGAUUCUGGGAUAGGGGCCUUUAACAUACCGGAUGGUCCUGGGGAAGAUCAUGCCUACAUGUUCCAAAUCCCACAAGUGCUACAUAAAGAGAAGGAGUUGAAAGAAGAACUUGGAGAGAUGAAAGAUCAAUUGAAGGCUCUUCAAGGAUCAAACACGUGGGGUUCCUUAGACUUGAAAGAAUUAUGUUUGACCCCAGAAAUUGAUAUGUCCAUAUGGUCACAAGAUGAGAAGUUUCUGAUAAACUUCUUUCCUGAAAGCUUAACUGGAGCCGCAUUGACUUGGUACAUGCAACUAGACCAAACCAAGAUCAAAAGAUGGAAAGACCUUGUGGAUGUUUUCAUGAGACAAUACAAGUUCAAUCUUGAUACUGCUCCGACCAGAGAACAAUUGAAAGCAAUGACCAAGAAAUCAUCAGAGUCAUUCAAAGAAUAUGCUCAAAGAUGGAGAAUAGUGGCUUCGCAAGUGCAACCUCCAAUGGUUAAUUCCGAACUUUGCUCGUACUUCAUCCGUGCAUUGCCUAAGCCAUUUUACCAACACAUGAUAGGAACACAUGUCACUGAUUUUGCUGAUUUAAUGGUAAUUGGGGAAAGGAUUGACAUAGACAUACGAGAAGGGAAGAUAGCCACUUCUCAAGCUGAAAGUAGUUCACGAAAGAACUAUGACCAAAAAAAGAAAGAAGGGAAUGUGAACUAUAUUCAACCUAUAAGACAAGCAGCUACCAAUUCUCAAGUCCCUUAUCAAGUAGAGGGAAGGAAUCAAAGACAGCAACAAUUUGGGUUCAGGCCUAACAAGCACGGACAGGAUGGAGAGAGGAGAAAUGUCCAAUCCAGGGAUAGUCGCCCAUGGCCCAAUUUUGGAUUAACAAAUGCUGAAUUGUACCAUAAACUUUUGACAGCCCAAUUAUUAGGUCCGCGACCUUAUAAGCCUCUUGGUCCGCCUUACCCGGCAUGGUAUAAUCCAAAUGUUGUUUGUGAAUACCACAUGGGUGCACCUGGGCACUCAAUAGAAGACUGUGUGACGUUUAAAAGGAAUGUGCUAGACCUAGUUGAUUCUAACCAUAUCCAGCUUAAAGAAGAGGGAAGCUCUACCCUUACUACUGAUCCACUCCCAAAUCACGAAAAACGAGUCAACGCUAUUGAAGAAGAAGAUGCGUGCUUCAAAAGCUCCGCAAGGAUCAGGAUGCCUAUGAAUGAGCUUUAUGCUCACUUAAAGGAGUAUGGCUAUAUGCGAGAAAUGCUCCUCACGAAUAAUAUCAGUGAUCAAAUGCCUGGAUACUGUGAAUAUCAUCAGGAGAAAAUAGGCCAUGACAUAGAAAGUUGUGAACAGUUUAAAGGAGCUGUUAGAAAAAUGAUGGCGUUAGGGAUCGUGUCUGUAAAGAAGGGAGACGCCAAAGUGUGCAUGGUAGAAAAAAAACAUGUUGAGCUUGUCAUUAAAAAUUCGAGCCCAAAAGAACGGGUUCAGGCAGUCUCUUUUGUGAUAAACAAAGCCUCUGCAGAUCUUGUACCUCACGUAAGACAACCAACAUUGACCAUAAGCACGCCUCAUCCCUUUCCCUAUGAAAGUGAUCGAGCAGUCCCGUGGAAAUAUCAAAGCAUUGUGGAGAACCACAAAAACCCAACGUUGAUUGCCGGGACAAGCAAUGAAAUGGCAAACCAAGGGGGUGUUACUCGAAGUGGAAAACCAUACUUACCAUCUUACAUUAGGAAAAUGGUAAAAGAGAAAAAUGCAAGUAUUAACAGGCCAAAGGAAGACAAUCCUAAAGAAAUGGAAAAAUUAGAAGAUGAGUUUUUAUCGAUUAUGAAGCAAAGUGAUUACAGCAUUGUGGACCAAUUGAAGAAAACUCCAGCGCGUAUCUCCAUACUUUCUUUGAUUUUGAGUUCCGAAGCGCAUCGCCAAGCAUUGCAAGAAGUGUUGAAUCAAGCUUUUGUGCAGCCUAAUAUAACCCCUGAGAAGGUGGCAAGUGUAAUGAAUGUUGUAAAAGCCUCCUCUACCAUUUCCUUUUCGGAAGAGGAAGUUACAGAAACCGCUGUCCACCAAGCCAAGGCUUUGCACAUCACUUUGAAAUGUGAAGGGUUCAUAAUCGCAAGAGUAUUAAUUGACGGAGGAUCAGCGUUAAAUGUCUUGCCGCUCUCCACAUUCGAAUCAUUAUCACUAGAGGCUUCAAGUGUACAUAAAAGUAAUAUUGUGGUAAGAGCAUUCGAUGGAUCAAGACGGGAAGUAUUAGGAUCCGUUUGUCUCUCCCUGGAGAUAGGGCCAAGCAGGUUUAAGGUGGAUUUCCAACUCAUGAACAUAGACCCAAGUUACACAAUGCUGCUAGGAAGGCCAUGGAUUCAUUCUGCUAGGGCUGUUCCUUCUACCUUACAUCAAAAGGUUAAAUUCAUCAGUGAUGGGAGAAUUAUAGCAGUUAAAGGAGAGGAGGAAAUCAUGGUGAGCAAACCAAGCUCACUCCCUUAUAUUGAGGCUGCAGAGAAAGAUCAUGGAGUUUCUUUUCAAAGCCUAGAGGUUGAAGAUAUUUGCGAUAGUACUCACAACAUCAAUUCCGUCGUGGCUAAAAUCAUGACGAAGAGUGGGUUUAUGCCAGGGAAAGGUUUAGGCUCUCAUUUACAAGGAAUUACGUGUCCAAUUAAGGUUUUGGAUAAUUGUAAUCGCCAAGGGUUAGGGUAUGAGCCUACCCUAGAAGACCAGAUGAAAGACAAAGCAAGCUUGGCAAAAGGCAAAAAGGCUAGUAAAUUGGAGAUUCCACACAUUAAAGAAUCCUUCCCAGGCCCGUCCGAGAUGAUAUAUAAACCAACUAUCUCAGUGAUCUCUUUUAAUGAAGAUGUAGCAUGCAGAACAAGUGCCUCAAUUGCAGUCGAUGAUUCCAACAAAGUUCUGGCGAAUUGGGAGUUUGAAGAGGCCAAUGAUGUCAUUAGCUUAGAGGAUUUUGUUUCUUCUGAUUCCAUCUCCCACCCAGAGAUUAAUAAACCCUGUGAAGAUGAUUCAUUCGUUGCCACUGAUAUGCAUGAUUGUGAGUCUGAUGAUGAAGACAUAAUCCAAACUUUUUCAAAGAUGCUUGAAUUGAGUGAUAAGGGAAUAUGCCCACAUGAAGAAGUGAUUGAGAUGGUUAAUAUGGGAACCGAGGAGGAUCAAAGAAUGCUCAAAAUAGUAGAUAAUCCUGAAAGAGAACAAAUGAUUGAGUUGUUCAAAGAAUACAUAGAUGUGUUUGCAUGGUCAUAUAAAGACAUGCCUGGGCUAGACCCAAGCAUUGCUUCUCAUAAAAUACCAUUACUUCCCAAGGUCGAGCCUAAGAAACAGAAGUUAAGGAGAAUGAACACGGGGGUGUCCUUGCAAAUAAAAGAAGAAGUAAUAAAGCAGUUAGAAGCAGGAUUUUUGGAGGUAGUAACUUACCCACAAUGGGUGGCAAAUAUUGUUCCUGUUCCUAAAAAAGAUGGUCGGAUUCGAAUGUGUGUUGAUUAUCGUAAUUUAAAUAAUGCGAGUCCGAAAGAUGACUUUCCAUUACCCCACAUUGAUGUAUUGGUCGAUAAUACUGCUCGAAGCUAUCGCUAUUCCUUUAUGGAUGGUUAUUCAGGGUACAAUCAAAUCCCUAUGCAUGAAAGGGAUAAAGAGAAAACAACCUUUACAACCCAAUGGGGAACUUAUUGUUACCGGGUAAUGCCUUUUGGUUUGAAAAAUGCUGGGGCAACUUAUCAACGAGCUAUGGUAGCACUAUUCCAUGACAUGAUGCAUAAAGAAAUUGAAGUAUAUGUAGAUGAUAUGGUAGCUAAAUCAGCAAAGAAUGAGAGUCAUGUUGGAGUCCUUAGAAAGCUAUUUGGGAGAUUAUGCGAAUAUCGGCUAAGAUUGAAUCCUAACAAAUGCAUUUUUGGAGCUCUUUCUGGGAAGUUAUUAGGAUUCAUUGUGAGUCGUAAAGGGAUAGAAGUAGAUCCAGAUAAAGUGAGAGCAAUUCAAGAAAUGCCAUCUCCCCAAACAGAGAAAGAAGUUAGAAGUUUCUUGGGACGAUUGAAUUACAUUGCUAGAUUCAUUGCCAAUCUAACAGCCACUUGUGAACCAAUGUUUAAGCUGUUAAAGAAAAAUUGCAAGGAGACAUGGGAUGAUGAUUGUCAAAAGGCCUUUGAUAAAAUUAAAGAUUAUUUAUCAAAUCCCCCGAUUUUGGUCCCUCCAUCACCAGAUCGUCCACUAAUCCUUUACCUAACAACUUUACCUCGAUCAAUGGGAGCAAUGCUAGGUCAACUUGAUGAUUCUGGAAAGAAGGAAAGAGCGAUUUAUUUCUUGAGCAAGAAGUUUAAUGAGUGUGAAGCUCGUUAUCCGGUGAUUGAGCGAACUUGUUGUGGACUAGUAUGGGCAACUAGAAGGCUAAGGCAAUACAUGCUUUACUACACUACCUGGCUAAUCUCACGAGUGGACCCACUUAAAUACAUCUUUGAGAGCCCGCACAUUGCUGGUAGAGUACUAAAAUGGCAAGUUGUACUAUCAGAGUAUGAUAUAAAGCAUGUGAUGCAAAAGUCAGUCAAAGGUAGUGCAAUAGCAGAUCACUUGGCCGAUAAUCCUUUAGGGGAUGACCAGCCAUUAGAUUUUCAAUUUCCUGAUGAAGGCAUAUGCACUAUAGAAGAAGGUUGUGAUGAAGGGAACAAUGAAGAGCAAGAAUGGGAAAUGUAUUUUGAUGGAGCCGCCAACAUGCAUGGAAAUGGGGUAGGAGCGGUGAUCGUUUCACCAGAAGGAAAACAAUUUCCAGUGGCCAUCAAAUUAGAAUUUGAUUGUACUAACAACAUAGCAGAAUAUGAAGCUUGUGUUAAUGGUCUUCGAGCAGCUAUUACCCUUGGUAUACGGCGUUUGAAGGUAUUUGGUGAUUCAGCUCUCAUUAUUCAUCAAGUAACAGGAGAAUGGAGAACAAAGGAUGUAAAAUUGAUUCCCUAUCAAGAACUCCUAACAGAUUUGAUUAAGCAAUUUAAGGUUGCUAGCUUUCAUCACUUGACUAGAGAUAAAAACCGUUUCGCUGAUGCUUUAGCCACUUUAGCAGUAAUGAUCCAACUUGAUUGUGGAGUCCAUAUCCAACCCAUCCAAGUGGAAGCUAGAAGCUUUCCAGCGUACUAUUAUAUCACUAAGAGAUCAUACCCAGCUGGAAUGACUGAGAAUGAAAAGAAAACCCUUCGUCGUUUGGCUAUGACAUUCUUUAUCAGUCAAGAUGUUCUGUACAAGAGGGGUUAUGAUGGUACUUUACUUCGCUGUGUGAGUUCAGAAGAAGCAAAGAAAAUCAUGGUUGAGGUACAUGAGGGCAUAUGUGGCAAGCAUGCGAAUGGUCACACUAUGGCCAAACAGAUUCAAAGGUGUGGCUACUUCUGGCUAACAAUAGAGAAAGAUUGCUUUGAGCAUGUCAAGAAAUGCCAUAAAUGUCAGAUCUAUGCUAAUAGGAUAAAUGCUCCUCCAAUCCUAUUACAUAAUUUAGUAUCACCCUGGCCAUUCUCAAUGUGGGGCAUUGACAUUAUUAGCCCAAUUAACCCAAAAGCUUCGAAUGGACAUCGCUUCAUCCUUGUCGCGAUUGACUAUUUCACAAAAUGGGUAGAAGCAAAUUCAUUUGCUAGCAUCACGCAAAAGACGUUCCUUAAAUUCAUGAAGACCAAUAUUUUAUGCCGAUAUGGGAUUCCUAAAAGGAUCAUUACUGAUAAUGGUCCUAAUCUCAAUGGAACGGAAAUCAGGAACUUUUGCGAGAAGUUCCAAAUCAAGCAUCAUAAUUCAGCCCCGUAUAGACCUCAAAUGAAUGGAGCAGUUGAAGCAGCCAAUAAAAAUAUUAAGAAGAUCAUUGGAAAAAUGACAGUAACUUAUAAGGAUUGGCAUGAGAUGCUUCCCUAUGCUUUACAUGGUUAUCGUACUACUGCACGCACAUCCAUAGGGGUGACCCCAUACUCCCUUGUUUAUGGAAUGGAAGCUGUUACACCCAUUGAGAUAGAAAUACCAUCUUUAAGAGUAUUGGCAGAGGUAGAUUUAGAAGAAAAUGAAUGGAUACGAACCCGAUUUGAGCAACUUAACAUGAUUGAAGAGAAAAGGCUCAUUGCAAUGUGUCAUGGACAAUUGUACCAAAAGAGAAUGGCAAGAGCUUUUGAUAAAAAACUUCACCCACGGGAAUUCAGUGCUGGAGAUCUUGUACUCAAGAAAAUAUUGCCUAACCAAGAAGAUAAUAGAGGCAAAUGGGCUCCGACCUAUGAGGGACCUUAUGUUGUCAAACAUGCCUUUUCUGGAGGAGCACUGAUCCUAGCUGACAUGGACGGUCAAGAGUUAGCAAAGCCCAUUAAUGCAGAUGCUGUCAAGCAUUACUUUGCUUAA